This is a messenger RNA of Physella acuta, 603 nucleotides long. RefSeq lists its product as uncharacterized. The record is from RefSeq and is a predicted model, not a curated record. NCBI's taxonomy places the organism in Eukaryota, Metazoa, Mollusca, Gastropoda, Physidae.
UCAUCUUUCAAGAUACUUUCCUACUGUAAUAGAGACAUGAAAAUGCAGUUAGAUUACCCAAGGAAUCCUUACAAAUAUAAACAGCUGAAUGUGUUGUUGGACAUGAUCCCAGAGCCUUUUCCAAAACCAAUUUUAGGAAGUAACUUGACAAAAUGGCUGUUGGAUUUUUUAUUAGAAAAUGAAUACAAGUUAAACAAGUUUGAAGCCAUAAAUUUUAUUUCAAAAACUGAAGGGUUAUUUUCUUCAUUGGUAAACAUUUUUUCAAUACACAGAGAGGACUUGCAUAAAAAAAUUCCUUUAGCCACAUCCUUUGUUAGAAGCUGCAAGGAGUCUUCAAAAAUAGUUAUCAUCACUGAUGAUCAAGAAUUAACAGAAAACUUUAGAACAAAGGAAAAUGUUGAAGUGCUGUUGAAGGCAGAAAUUUUAGAGAGUGUAAUUCCAAAAGACAAACAGCUAAUUUGCGAUAACACUGAUCAAGUGAAGGUCUGCACUGAGGAACUGAAAACAGUGGAUGAGCAGGAAUAUCUGGGAAUACUGGGAUUUGAUUUCCCUUUCUUUGAUGAUGAAGCUGAAGCUGAGUGCUCUAAUCAAAUUGAGUGUUAA